Zasmidium cellare ATCC 36951 is the source of this 570-nucleotide messenger RNA. RefSeq lists its product as uncharacterized. The transcript has a single exon. NCBI's taxonomy places the organism in Eukaryota, Fungi, Ascomycota, Dothideomycetes, Mycosphaerellales, Mycosphaerellaceae. Bases 1 to 570 code for a protein of 189 amino acids. The record is from RefSeq and is a predicted model, not a curated record.
AUGAACAACUUCGCAUCUUCGGACAUCGCCACCAUGGCCGAGACACAGUCGAGGUCCUCCUCUUCCACCACCACCAACGGAAACCAGCAAACCUCCUCCGCAGCCACUGAAAAUGAACAAACCCUCCUCCAAGACGAAUCCCUCCCCUGGACCCCAACAACUCCCACCUCUCCGCAAAUCGACAUCCCCCUCUCCAAAACUUCAGCGUCGAACGACUCACCCCACUCAACAUCGCCCUCAUCUCCAGACACCCUCUUCUCCAUCCUCGAAGAGCUCCACUCCACCUCCACAACCCCACCAACCCUCCUCCGCCCCGCCACCGUCCGCGCAGUCUUUCUCAGCCUGCAAGAAGCCCGUCGGGAGAUGAAGCGGCUCGUCUACGGGCGUCGAGAGCAACCUGCCGCGAGGAAGGUGUGUGUGGAGGAGAUUUUUCGAGAGGAGGUCUGCGUGGGUGAGGGGUAUGAGUAUCAUUUGGGGAGGAGUUGGAGGUUGAGGACGUUGUGGGUGCAGGAGGGGGUUGUCGGGACGGAUUUGGUGGUUGGCGGGGGAGGAUGGGGAGAGUGGGAGUAG